Molecule: messenger RNA, 1691 nt
Organism: Acaulospora morrowiae
Lineage: Eukaryota; Fungi; Glomeromycota; Glomeromycetes; Diversisporales; Acaulosporaceae
Source: the annotation of a GenBank genome assembly
AGCAUGACCUCAACAGAACUAAUAGACUUCAUGGGAAACGAGCGCUCGAUAAAAUACCCAAGACAGCUGGUUCACUUGGAACCUUGAGGCCUUCUCCGGCAAUAACUCUACUGGAGACGGCAACUGUAAUGGAUGCCGCACGUCUAAUGGCAGUAAAUAGAGCAACGGCGGUACUUGUGGUAGAUGAAAGUGACAGGUUGAUAGGAAUUGUCACGGACAAGGAUUUGUCUUUUAGAGUGUGUGCUGAAGGUCUCAAUCCUAAUGCAACGGCUCUAGCACAAAUAAUGACGAGGGAUCCGGAUUGUGUCACCAUAUCAUCAAAUGCGACUGACGCUCUAAAUCGCAUGGUAUCAGGUGGAUUCCGACAUUUGCCAAUUCUUGAUGAUUCCGGAGAUAUCAUAGGGUUGCUCGAUAUUACCGAAUGCUUGCUUCAUGCUCUCGCCAGGCUUGAAAAGGCAGAUGCAACAACGAGGCAGUUAUUUGCAGUGCUGGAUGACGUCACUGGCAAAGAUUCCUUGAAUAAGAUUGAUUUCUCGACCAUGGCAACAACUAUCAAAGAAUAUCUUUGUUUCCCUAAGUUGAGUUCCGUUAUGGAUCCAUCUAGGACUCUUCCAGAGAUUUCCAUUAAAAAAACAGUGCUGGAAGCUGCUCAACACAUGAAGGAACAUCAUCAAACAGCUGUUUUGGUUGUAGACGACAACAACAAGCCAGUUGGGAUCUUCACGACCAAGGACAUAGUAACUAGGAUAUAUGGGCAAAACUUUGAGCCAUCAAAUACUUCAACGAUAAGAGUGAUGACACCAAACCCAGAUAUGGUCUCAACAGAUACUACAAUUUUGCAGGCUCUCCGACAAAUGCAAGAUGAGCGCUACCAACAUUUGCCUUUGAUCAAUAACAAAAAAAUUGUGAUUGGGAUAGUUGAUAUUCUGCAACUCACUUAUUCUACACUGAAUACUCUGAAAUCGUUGAAUGGUGAACAGGUUGAAGACGGAGUAGUUUGGAACAAAUUCUGGAAUUCAAUGACCCCUGAAGAUCCAAGAUCUGAAGAACCUAAAUCUGAUGAUUCAACAUCGGAACCGCCCCCUAAUGAAAAUUCUAUGAUCACUGGUUUAGUCGAGAAUCCGAUAAUUAAACAGAGGGCACCGUCAACAUCUAUCCUAACCCCACCUUCUACCGAGAAUACAAUUCCAUCUAGUCCAUCCAGAAGAAACUCUCGUGCUUCUAGGCUUGAAGAGGGUGCAUUCAUUUACAAGUGUAAGUACGAAAAAUCGAAGGAAUCGCACCGAUUCACCUCCAAAACACAAAAAUUUUCGGAAUUAUGCAAACAAGUUCGAUCAAAGAUGAAUAUAAGUAAAGAUUCCGAAUUCGUCGUCAGCUACAUGGAUGAUGAAAACGAUAAGAUCAUGCUGUCUUCGGAUGAUGAUCUUGCGAAUGCCAUUGAAUUAGCCAGAUCACAAAAUUCACCAAUGGUUCGAUUGUUUGUUGAGGUGAAAUCGAACGAAAGUUCAAACGAAAUCAAGCAAUCCGAAGAAAGUGAUGACAUAACGUGUUUAUCAUACCCACCCUCUCCACGACGAUUAUCACCCAGGUUAUCGAAUUCAGAUGCGACAACAGCGGCGACUAUCGGAGGAUUUCUCACCAUAGGCGUUGCCAUUGGUGUGGGGGUAAUGUGGGCCGCAAAAUCCAAAUGA